Molecule: messenger RNA, 198 nt
Organism: Dibothriocephalus latus
Lineage: Eukaryota; Metazoa; Platyhelminthes; Cestoda; Diphyllobothriidea; Diphyllobothriidae
Source: the annotation of a GenBank genome assembly
AUGGCUGAGAAAAUGAAGGUCGAUAUUCGCAGUUCUGAUAUGACCCUCGAGAUGCAAGACUCUGCCGUUAAGGUGGUUCUCUUAGCCGUCUCAAAAUUCACAGUUGAAAAAGACAUGGCUGCCUUUGUGAAGAAGGAAUUCGAUGGCCUCCAUGGGGAGACCUGGCAUUGUGUCGUGGGAAAGGACUACGGCAGGUAA